This is a messenger RNA of Apiotrichum porosum, 825 nucleotides long. RefSeq lists its product as uncharacterized. Bases 1 to 825 code for a protein of 274 amino acids. NCBI's taxonomy places the organism in Eukaryota, Fungi, Basidiomycota, Tremellomycetes, Trichosporonales, Trichosporonaceae. The record is from RefSeq and is a predicted model, not a curated record. Gene Ontology annotation, cellular component: fungal-type cell wall; cell surface; extracellular region. The transcript has 6 exons. Gene Ontology annotation, molecular function: integrin binding; metallopeptidase activity; zinc ion binding.
AUGCUUCCUGCUCUCCUUCUCUCGCUCCUUGCCGGCACCACGGCGUCGCCUCUCCCCUCCCGGGCACCCAGUCUCGAGCGCAGCAUCGCCCCCCGUGAUCUCGUUGCCUACACCACGGACAUUCAGAUCCACUCGAGCUGUAACUCAACCCAGACCCGCAUGCUCCAGCAGGGUCUCAAAGAAGCGUACGAGGUUGCGUCAUUUGCGCGCGACUACGUCCGCACCAACGGCGCCAAUGACACCGUGUUCAAGACCUACUUCGGCACCGACUCGCAAGCGUAUCCGUCCGUCCUUGGAGCCUGGGACGCGCUGCUGUCGUCCAACAAGCAGGGCGUGCUGCUGCGCUGCGACGAUCCCGAUGGAAACUGUGUUCAGCCCGGGUGGCGUGGACACUGGCGAGGCGAGAACGGUACCUCUGAGACGGUCAUCUGCGAUGCCUCGUACACGGACAGGCUGUACAAUGCCGCCUUCUGCAUGGGCGGUUUCGUCCUUGCUGAGACGGCGCCGAGCCUGUACUGGUCUGUGGACCUCAUCCACCGUCUCCUCCACGUUCCCCAAGUCACUUACUCGGCUGUCAACCACUAUGCCGCCAACCUCGGCGAAGUGAUUGAGCUCGCAGAGCACAAUGCCACUCUCUCGCCCUUUGACUCGGACGCCCUGCAGUACUUUGCCGCGCACGUGUAUGCUCUCGAAGUCGCCGGCGGUGGCGACCGCUGCAUUGGCGCUGUCGGCGACCACUCGCACGCCGCCGCCGAUGCCAGUGCCACCACCUCGGCAGCCCUGGCCUGCCACACUCACUCGGACGGAACCAAGCACUGCGAGUAA